Messenger RNA from Humulus lupulus (European hop), 1491 nucleotides. RefSeq names its product B-box zinc finger protein 19-like. The record is from RefSeq and is a predicted model, not a curated record. The transcript has 5 exons. Gene Ontology annotation, cellular component: nucleus. Gene Ontology annotation, biological process: photomorphogenesis; regulation of DNA-templated transcription. The coding region runs from base 539 to 1123 and encodes 194 amino acids. Gene Ontology annotation, molecular function: zinc ion binding. NCBI's taxonomy places the organism in Eukaryota, Viridiplantae, Streptophyta, Magnoliopsida, Rosales, Cannabaceae.
AAAAUCCACACAUAUACAUCCAUACACACAAAUACACUCAAGUCUCUUCUCGAAUCAUCUACUACUACUACUACUACUACUACUACUACUCUACUGUUCUACUACCCAAAGAAAAAAAAGGGGUUGUCCUAAUUCUCCAACACCAAAAACCCAAACCCCUCUUCUUCUUUUUUUUCUCUUUAUUUUGAUAAAGUUUUGAUUUUUGCUCAUCCUCUUAUUCUGUAAUCCGAGUCCUUCCCCAUCAUCCGUGUAAUCAUUAUCACCACUACUACUACUGGUGCAGGUAGUAGUAAGUAGUAGUACUAGUUCAACCACCAACCUCCAAUCAGAGAAGGACAUCUACAAGGGUGGGAGAGUUUGAGAGUUUUGGUGACCUGGGUUUUCUUCCUUUUGUCGUUUUGAUGAGGCUUUAGCUGUAUAAAUAUACAUACUUGUAUUUGUAUUAGUCCCUUUGAUGUGGAAAUAUAAUUAAGAUUGGAUUAUGGAGCUGUUAUGGGGUUAUUAGCUAUAGAAAUGAGAUUACAAGGUGAUAUUAAUUAUGCGAACACUUUGUGACGCCUGUGAAAGCGCCGCCGCAAUCGUGUUUUGCGCUGCUGACGAGGCUGCCCUUUGCCGUGCUUGUGAUGAGAAGGUACACAUGUGCAACAAACUUGCUAGUCGGCAUGUAAGAGUUGGCUUAGCAAAUCCCAGUGAAGUUCCUAGAUGUGACAUUUGUGAAAAUGCACCUGCUUUUUUCUACUGCGAGAUAGAUGGAAGUUCCCUUUGUUUGCAAUGCGAUAUGAUUGUUCAUGUUGGUGGUAAAAGAACACACGGAAGAUAUCUCUUGUUGAGGCAGAGAGUUGAGUUUCCAGGAGAUAAGCCCGGUGGUAAUGUCGACGAACCUGGUUCCCAACCCGGUAGUGAUCAAGGCGAAGCAGCUCGAAGAGGAGGACAGAAUCAGCCUUCUUCUAAAAUGACAGCUGAAGAGAAUCACCAGCAAAAUCAUAGGGUUUCCCCUGUGCGCAUACCAGAGGCCAAUGCUGAUGGACACACCAAGCGUGACACUAAAAUGAUUGAUUUGAAUAUGAAGCCUCAUAAGUUGCACGAACAAUCUUCAAAUAAUCAGUUGUUUUUUCAGGACUAAUGAAGAAUUUGCAUAAACCAGAAGCAUGGCUUUGGCUACUACUGCUGUGACACAUUCGAAAAUGGCGAGCUGUGUAUGAUCAAAUAAAAAUUGAGUUUAGUGAUUGUUCAUGUGAAAGUAUGGUCUAUUGAGGUUUGCAAAGUAAUGAUUUCUCCACUAUUCUAGUAGCUUAAUUGCACAAAAUAGUAGUUUGAUAGCAUCCAUAACUUUGAGAACAGAGAAUUAUAAUGCACUGAAUCAAAUUGAGUUCUCAUUGCUCAGUUUUGAUUUUUUUUUUUGUUUUUUGAUUUUUUUUUUGUUGGUUCUCGUUAGUUUCCAAAAUUAGGACCCUUGUUGAAAUAAAAUAGCCCUGAAAUUUGAGAUUUAAA